CACGCCCAUCUGUCACCAACACGUACAGUGAAGACUGACGCGAUGCUCCACGGAAACGUGCAUCGGCGCUCUCCAGAUGUGAUGGCGUGCUCUGCGCGUCCGCGAUUGAGCCGAUCGCUGGACAUAUAUACGGCACGUCGGACGACUUCUCGCCGCGAUGAAAUCCAUUUGGCGCGGCAUACCGAGUUCGGAGAGACGCGGUGACGGCAAUGAUGAACUUCAGAAAGACUCUCCUGGGCUUGUACGCGCUUGCUGCUGUGUGCGAUGCGAAAUCACUACCGAACAUCGUCGUGGUCCUCACAGAUGACCAGGAUAAUUGGGGUUCUCUAGACUACAUGCCAUUGCUCCAGAAGCAUAUCACCGACCAUGGCACAAAGUUUGACAACCACUAUUGCACGGUCUCGAUCUGUUGCCCCAGCAGAGUGAAUAUUUGGACUGGUCUUACAGCACACAAUACCAAUGUCACUGACGUAUCUCCGCCGUAUGGCGGCUAUCCCAAGUUCGUGGAAAGGGGCUUCAACGAUGACUGGCUGCCGGUCUGGUUACAGGCCCAAGGCUACAAUACAUACUACACUGGGAAAUUAUUCAACUCUCAUAGCGUGGACAAUUACAAUGAUCCUUUCGUGAAAGGCUUCAAUGGAUCGGACUUCCUUCUGGAUCCUUACACAUACACUUACUGGAAUGCCACCAUGAGUCGCAACUACGGGGUGCCUGUCAGCUAUGAAGGGCAAUAUUCUCCUGAUGUUGUGGCAGAGAAGACUUACGGCUGGCUCGAUGAAGCUGUCUCGCACGAACAGCCCUUCUUCAUCGUCGCAGCUCCAGUUGCACCACACAGUAAUCAGGACCCGAAGGUGCCCGGUGUUAUGUCAAUACCCGAGUACGCGCCACGACACGCACAUCUGCUCAAGAACUUUACUAUUCCACGCACACCCAAUUUCAACCCGGACGUACCUUCUGGAGUGAGCUGGGUGAAAGAGUUGCCGCAGCUCAACCAGACUGUUAUCGAUUACCACGACGAAUACCAGCGAGCCAGGCUGCGAGCAUUGCAGGCUGUAGAUGAGAUGGUCGAGCAGCUUGUCGAGAGGGUCGAUGGGUACGGCUUGCUCGAGAACACAUACUUCUUCUUCACCACCGACAAUGGAUAUCAUAUCUCUCAACAUCGAUUGCCGCCCGGGAAGGAGUGUGCUUUCGAGACCGAUAUCCACAUUCCACUUAUUGUGAGAGGUCCGGGCAUACCCGCCGGCAAGACUGCAGGUGUUGUAAGCUCGCACACUGACUUCACCCCCACGAUUAUGAAGCUUGCAGGUGUAGAUCGGCCGGACCUAGAUGGAGUUCCGAUACCGCUGUCGCAAGGCGAGCUGUCUGAAGGAUCUUUCGGUGAGCAUGUGAACGUCGAAUACUGGGGUAAAGCUCUCCCAGAGGGCAAGUACGGCAAGAUCGGCAACGAGCCUUUUUCGCCUGGGCGACCGCCUAUCUCUGCACGCAACAAUACCUACAAGGCUCUUCGUCUUAUUUCCGAUGAGUACAGCUUGCUGUAUACAGUCUGGUGCACUGGCGAGAAGGAGUUGUACGAUACAGGCCGCGAUCCCAGCCAGAUUCACAACCUCCUUGGCAAUCAAGGAUCUGCGCUGUCUUCGGACUAUGUGUUGCUUGGCCGAUCCUUGGUGGAUGUAACAGCACGUCUAGACGCUCUAUUGCUCGUGCUCAAGUCCUGCAAAGCACGAAGCUGUCAGAGGCCAUGGGAGUCUCUGCACCUUGACGGCAGUGUGCAUACGCUGCAAGAUGCACUGGACACGCGGUUCGAUUCCUUCUACAUCGACCAACCCAAGGUUAGCUUCUCUUCGUGCGCGUUGGGACAGAUUCUUAGUGAAGAAGGUCCACAAGCUGUCAACGUCUGGGAGGAGGAUAACUAUGCAGCAAACUUUUCUGGCCAUUCGUACUUGCGCGUUUGACAGCGCAAUGAGCCGGACAACUUGCAGAAUCAUUCUACUCGCGAAUGCACAUGCGACAUGAACGGAACAACGGCACUGCAGUCGGAUCCUGGAGCAAGUUGAUAGUUGAGCGACGACCCGAAAAGCAGUCGUGAAGAAAAAUCUACAGAGACCCGCAUACAGUCCCAACGCA
Cercospora beticola is the source of this 2124-nucleotide messenger RNA. RefSeq names its product sulfatase family protein. Gene Ontology annotation, biological process: phenol-containing compound metabolic process. The record is from RefSeq and is a predicted model, not a curated record. Gene Ontology annotation, molecular function: N-acetylglucosamine-6-sulfatase activity; glycosaminoglycan binding; arylsulfatase activity. NCBI's taxonomy places the organism in Eukaryota, Fungi, Ascomycota, Dothideomycetes, Mycosphaerellales, Mycosphaerellaceae.